GUUAUGCCUGCCGUAACAUCUCUACCUCCACCGCUCUUCCAGCUAGAACCCACGUUAGCUGUGAUAUCCAAGGAGAUGUUGCUGUUGUACGCUUCAACACACCAGACUCAAAGGUGAACACUCUGUCCAGACAAUUGGACGCAGAGCUUAGGGAGGUAAUGAAUGAGAUCUGGGCCAAUGAAGCCGUCAAAAGUGCCGUCCUCAUCUCUGCAAAGCCAGGCUCUUUCAUUGCUGGAGCAGAUAUCAACAUGAUUGAAGCCUGCAAGACUUCGCAGGAAGUGACUCAGCUCUCUCGGGAAGGACAGCAGAUGCUAGAAAAAAUUGAGCGGUCUCCAAAACCCAUAGUUGCUGCCAUCAGUGGCACCUGCCUGGGAGGAGGACUGGAGGUUGCCCUUGCCUGUCACUACAGAAUAGCGACAAAGGACAAGAAAACAGUCUUGGGAACACCUGAAGUGUUACUGGGUCUCCUGCCAGGCGCUGGGGGUACUCAGAGGCUGCCAAAGAUAGUGGGACUUCCUGCUGCCUUUGAUAUGAUGCUGACUGGAAGGAACAUCCGUGCUGACAGAGCAAAGAAGAUGGGUCUAGUUGACCAGCUGGUGGACCCACUAGGGCCAGGUUUGAAAGCUCCAGAAGCACGGACGAUUGAGUACUUGGAGGAGGUAGCAGUUGGCUUUGCCAGAGGACUAGCCAACAAGACUGUGUCUGCCAAGAGAUCGAAAGGGCUAGUACGGAAGAUAACAGACUAUGCUAUGGCUCUUCCAUUUGUGAGGCAGCAAGUCUACAAGACAGUGGAGACCAAAGUUCAGAAGCAAACCAAAGGACUCUACCCUGCUCCACUGAAGAUCAUUGAGGCUGUAAAGACUGGCCUUGAUCAGGGGCAUGACGCUGGAUACCUCGUUGAAUCCCAGAGCUUUGGCCAACUCGCAGCGACUAAGGAGUCCAAGGCGCUGAUGGGACUCUACCACGGGCAGGUGCACUGCAAGAAGAACAAGUUUGGAACACCUCAGCGAGAGGUCAAGACCCUGGCAGUGCUGGGAGCAGGGCUCAUGGGAGCUGGGAUCGCACAGGUCUCAGUGGAUAAGGGACUGAAGACCAUCCUGAAGGAUGCAGCACAGCAAGGCUUGGACAGAGGACAGCAGCAGGUCUUCAAGGGGCUGAACAGCAAGGUGAAGAAGAAGAGUCUGACGUCGUUUGAGAGGGACUCCAUUCUCAGCAACCUGACGGGCCAGCUGGACUACAAGGGCUUUGAGAAGGCAGACAUGGUGAUCGAGGCUGUGUUUGAGGACAUUAACAUCAAGCACAAAGUGCUGAAGGAGGUGGAGGCCGUGAUCCCUGCUCACUGCAUCUUCGCCAGUAACACAUCUGCCCUCCCGAUCAGCCAAAUUGCUGCUGUUAGCAAGAGGCCGGAGAAGGUGAUCGGGAUGCACUACUUCUCCCCCGUGGACAAAAUGCAGCUGCUGGAAAUCAUCACCACAGACAAAACAUCCCAGGACACAGCUGCUUCUGCUGUUGCUGUCGGCCUCAAGCAGGGCAAGGUCGUCAUCGUGGUAAAGGGCUUCUACACCACCAGGUGCCUGGGGCCGAUGCUGGCAGAAGUGGUCCGAGUUCUCCAGGAGGGCAUUGACCCAAAGAAAAUAGACACCAUCUCUACGGCCUUCGGCUUUCCUGUUGGUGCUGCCACGCUGAUCGACGAGGUGGGUGUGGAUGUGGCCGCGCACGUGGCUGAGGACCUCAGCAAGGCCUUUGGCGAGCGCUUUGGAGGGAGUGGCAUCGAGUUCUUCAAGGUCAUGGUUGAAAAAGGCUUUUUAGGUCGCAAGGCAGGGAAAGGCUUCUAUGUUUACCAGGAGGGGGUGAAGAACAGGAGCGUGAAUUCAGGCAUGGAGGAGAUCUUGGCACGGUUCAAAGUGCCAGCCAAACCUGAAGUCUGCACUGAUGAGGACAUCCAGAUGCGCUUGGUGACAAAGUUUGUGAACGAGGCAGUCAUGUGCCUGCAGGAAGGGAUCCUCAGCAACCCCGUGGAGGGAGAUAUUGGUGCUGUGUUCGGCUUAGGCUUCCCGCCAUACCUGGGAGGUCCCUUCAGGUACGCGGACUCAUACGGAGCCACAGAAAAAGGCCGCCCCGCCCCCCCCAGCCACUUCACGCCAUGCCAGCUGCUGCUGGACUAUGCCAACAGCCCGAGCAAGAAAUUCCACCAGUGA
This is a messenger RNA of Tauraco erythrolophus (red-crested turaco), 2198 nucleotides long. NCBI's taxonomy places the organism in Eukaryota, Metazoa, Chordata, Aves, Musophagiformes, Musophagidae. The record is from RefSeq and is a predicted model, not a curated record.